AAGUUGGCAACAUUUUUUGUCAAUCUCUGAGAGACAAAGAGCGGAAUACUGACAUUUCUGCAAUGGCGGUUUAUAUUUUGGCGCUGUCACUUUUCUUUUUCGUAUUUUGUCUUGUGAAUUGAUUUGUUCCGUAGUUUUUUUUCGGAGUAUUUUGUGUUCUCAAACAAAAGGAAACAAUUGCUGAUUAUAAUUAACUUUGCUGGAAACAAAUGGUUAUAACUGCAAAAGGAAGAAAUAACUGAUAUUUAUUCUUUGAGGCAAAAACUAAAAGUUCGCGUUCGAAUAGUCCGAGUGUCCUUCGCUUACCUUCUGCAAAAAUGAGCAAGGAAAUUUACUAUUCUGACAAAUAUUACGAUGAGAAGUAUGAGUACAGACAUGUGGUGCUACCCAAGGAGCUGGUCAAGUUGGUACCUAAAACACACCUAAUGUCGGAAGCGGAAUGGCGUUCAAUUGGGGUACAACAAUCUCGCGGCUGGAUACAUUACAUGAUCCAUAAACCAGAACCUCACAUUCUUUUGUUCCGACGACCCAUACAGCAGUGAUCAUUUCAAAAGCAUCACAAAAUUUUCGAAUUGUACAUAGCCUGCUCCACAUAUCGAAUAUAAUUUGCCAUUUGAGAUUAUCCUAUUCAUUGAGGGAUUUGGAAAUACAUUAUUUGCCAUUGAGUGUGCAUCGUCUGCCGAUUGAUCUAUAGUUUUAGUCUGUCAUGGCCACUACAAUUACUACAGUCUGCUGCCAUCGUUAUUCCUCUAAAAUAUUUUAAUGUUUAGUUCUUUUGUUUCUUAAUAUAAAACAAAAUAAAGAAUAAAAAUUUAAACUCGCAUAA
Messenger RNA from Musca domestica (house fly), 826 nucleotides. It is a transcript of the gene Cks30A, whose product is annotated as cyclin-dependent kinases regulatory subunit. Gene Ontology annotation, biological process: regulation of mitotic cell cycle. Gene Ontology annotation, molecular function: cyclin-dependent protein serine/threonine kinase activator activity; protein kinase binding; ubiquitin binding. The coding region runs from base 318 to 542 and encodes 74 amino acids. The record is from RefSeq and is a predicted model, not a curated record. NCBI's taxonomy places the organism in Eukaryota, Metazoa, Arthropoda, Insecta, Diptera, Muscidae. The transcript has a single exon. Gene Ontology annotation, cellular component: SCF ubiquitin ligase complex; cyclin-dependent protein kinase holoenzyme complex.